UUCGCAUAAAGAUAAAAUAAAGAUUUUUGGUUGUCAUAAUUUCUGUUCAUAAUUUACACCUUUAAUGACUCCCAUUAUCAAAUGUUGCUGCGUUCGUAUCUCAUCAAAACAAUAACAUAGGGAGUAGGAGCGAACACGAGACCGAAAGAAGGAAAAGAGAAUUUAAAACCAUCUCCCGUAGAGCCAGAGAACAGGGUUACUGAUAUGGAUAAGGAGAGAACGUCUUCACCGCCAAGCAAAAACUCAUCCAAGGAACUUCUUCGCGUGACAGGAGAUGGAAGCUCAAAGGCUGUUAUACAAUCUUUAUUCAGGCCAACACCACGGAAGGCAGGGGAUAGACCCCAUACAUUCAAG
Messenger RNA from Penaeus vannamei (Pacific white shrimp), 354 nucleotides. The record is from RefSeq and is a predicted model, not a curated record. NCBI's taxonomy places the organism in Eukaryota, Metazoa, Arthropoda, Malacostraca, Decapoda, Penaeidae.